AUGGACGCGUUUCAGGGAAAACUAGAUGCCCUGCAGAGGCAGUCAAAGGAGCAAAUUGUGGCGGCCGUGACGGCGCUGCAGCACGCGUGCGGCGAGGGCGUGCAGCCUGUGCGAGUUGCCGUGGCGAUUGGCAACCGGCUAACCCCUGGUCAGGUCUCCAGCUCCUUUCCUGUGAUUUGCCUCCUCGACGCGAUGAUGACCGGGCAAGAGGAGGCGUGUGUUGUGGCGGUGCUGGCGGAGUUCUGGCGAAUUGCCCCCUCCCUCUUUGUCAACUACGCCGCCGCAGACAAGGCGCUGCAGGAGAAGGUGUCUCGGGCGGUGAGGCGCUGGGUCGGGAAAAAGCUGCUUCCCUCGCCCUGCGGGGAAAGACUGCUGCGGUGCAUCAGCGGAAAAGAGACGACGGAGACGGAUGCCGCGGCGGCGCACCACGACGCGGAGGAUAACGCUAACACGAAUGGUCAGCCCCCGUCGCACGCGGGCAGUGCGGCGCCGAGGGAGGAAUUCUCCCGGGCCGAGGUCUCCGGCUUCUGUGCGAUCCUGCAGAGCUGCAUAAAGAUGAUUGAGCGGCUUCCGCCUCACCGCGCCGGUAUGUACCUGGAGGUGGCGCGGAAGGAACGCUUGCUUCGCGCCCCGUCAAAGUCCGCCCUGCUCUUCUUUCAGGGCCUCCACGCCGAGCUUAGCCGGGAGUCCGCGCUGUACACCAGCAGCCUCGUGAAGAGCGAGCACCAGGCCCCCGCCGCGGCGGGCGGGGGGGUCGACGCCAAAGCCGCGCUUGGCAACCUCCUCGACAAGCUUGCGAAGGAGCAGAGCUUCCCCGCGACGGCGGCAAACGUGGCGGCGGGCGGUCACGGCAAUCACACUUUCAGCGUCACACGCUACACGUCACCCUUGCAGUCUGACAUUUUUCAGCGCCUCUCGGUGGCGCAGCGGGCCGGCUUUGGCGAAUGGCACCGGCGAGCAAAGAACGAGUACCACUACCCGAAGAAGGAGAGCAACAGUCGCAGGGUGUUCCGCGCUCCGGCCGGGGCGCCGGCCGGAACACGGGCCUGGUUUCCGAGUGAGCAGCAGUGGAUUGGCGAGAAGGACAUGGCGGCACUGCGGCUAUGGGUGCCGCAGGAGACAGGCCAAGAAAGGGAAUCCUCCAGCGUGUACAACGUGGCGCAAAAACGCGAACGCGGCGCUUGA
Molecule: messenger RNA, 1185 nt
Organism: Trypanosoma conorhini
Lineage: Eukaryota; Euglenozoa; Kinetoplastea; Trypanosomatida; Trypanosomatidae
Exons: 1
Coding region: 1-1185 (394 amino acids)
Source: RefSeq, a predicted model, not a curated record